AUGUCUCCAGUCAAUUAUUCUAUGGCGGAGGGCACUCACCCUUACGACCUCACUGAGAUAACUAGCAGCGGAAACGUGUAUGCCGAUAGCGAGAACAAGCCAGACAUCUAUGGAAAAUCCGCACGCUUCGAGAAAAUUUGCUACCCCAUCAACUUCUCACUCGCCAAAGCUCUUGCCUUCGAAGAGUGA
Molecule: messenger RNA, 189 nt
Organism: Puccinia triticina
Lineage: Eukaryota; Fungi; Basidiomycota; Pucciniomycetes; Pucciniales; Pucciniaceae
Exons: 2
Coding region: 1-189 (62 amino acids)
Source: RefSeq, a predicted model, not a curated record